This is a messenger RNA of Paraphaeosphaeria sporulosa, 1524 nucleotides long. Its product is annotated as Metallo-hydrolase/oxidoreductase. Bases 88 to 1236 code for a protein of 382 amino acids. The transcript has a single exon. NCBI's taxonomy places the organism in Eukaryota, Fungi, Ascomycota, Dothideomycetes, Pleosporales, Didymosphaeriaceae. The record is from RefSeq and is a predicted model, not a curated record.
GUAUCGUUUACAUUAAACCCCUGUCUGCGUCCACCAAGUCAAAAGCGUUCCUACUUCUUCCGUCGAGAACCGAAGAUUCCUCCUACCAUGGCCUCAGCACCAAAGCUCCCGUGGCAUCCCAUUCCCGGUUCACCAAGCGGAACAACGUGCAAAGUCCACCUGAUCCAAGCCGGUGGUCUCAUGAUCCCCUACGACCGCGUCUUCCUCCCCGGCCCGAAGCAAAGCAGUCACACGCUCUCCCCAGACUACGACCCUUCGAAAAGCGAAAAAUAUUACGUGCCGGACUAUUGCUUCCUCGUCGAGCACCUGCCAACAGGCGAUCACUACAUCUUCGACCUCGGGAUGCGCAAUGAUCUCGAAAACCUGCCGCCCCUCAUCAAGAAGGACACCUUGCCUGUGUUUACUCCGUACCCCAAGAGCCCAGCGGAUAUACUAAAGAAGCAUGGGAGUCCGGAUCAGCAGCCUGAGAAGGUAAAGGCAGUGCUUUUCUCGCAUAUACACUUUGACCAUGUGGGUGAUGGGGCGAAGGCAGGGUUCACGAACGCCGAAUUGUGGGUCGGGCCUACGACGUGCACGUAUGCCAGGCCUGGGUAUCCCGAGUCCGAGGGGGCGCCUGUGUUGUCUGAGAAUUUCCCUACCGAUGGAAGUAGGAAGAUUGUAGAGGCAUAUGUCAGUGAUGAGCGAUUGAAAAAGGAUAACGACAGCAGGGUGGGCAAGGUAGUGCAAGGGAAGAAAGAGGGAAAGUACGAAGCUGUGGAGUUAAGAGAUGUAGGCGACGGUGGAUGGAUAGGCCUCGGGUCUUUCGAUCGCGCGUUCGAUGUCUUUGGUGAUGGGUCGGCGUAUGUGAUUGACGCACCAGGGCAUUCGCCGGGUCAUCAGAUGCUGCUUGUCCGCGUUACUGCGUCUGCGCGUUUGGAUACAUCAGCUUCGUCGUCUGAUAAGGACAGUUUUGUUCUCCUGGCAGGCGACUGUUAUCAUCAUCCAGACCUUUUGAAAGAUCCUGAACGCACAGCGCGUCCACCUUAUUCGAAGGGUUCGAUGCAUGCUGAUCCCGAAGUAGCGGUCGAGACCAUACAUCGCACGCAAGCCUUUGCGCACAGAGACAAUGUAUGGGUUAUGGCGGCGCAUGACUUCAGCGUUGGCGAGGCUCUUAGGAAGGGCGAGAAAGUGAUCGAGGGUCUCAUCUUGAUCAAUGACUGGCAAGGCAAGAAUUGGAAGCCAGAUACGCACUCGUAAAUCUAUGUUAUCGCCGUUGAUUAGCAAUGUCCACGUAGAAUAGAGAAAGCACCCAAGGCGUAAGGUCUGUGGAUAACCAAAACACUAUCUCCGCAUCGCUGUGAGGUCCGGAAACCACCUCAAUCAUUAUGAUAGUCCUCCUCACCGUUUCUCCCGAACGAGAAUUCAUCGAUCUGCCGUAUAUCAAAGCCGGAUAGACCUAGCACGGCCCCAACUACCCGCGCAAACGCGGACGCCGAGACAUCAAGCCCCCAAGACGUCUCGUCUGCGCGCAUCGGGAAUUCAGCC